This is a messenger RNA of Ceraceosorus bombacis, 977 nucleotides long. The record is from the annotation of a GenBank genome assembly. NCBI's taxonomy places the organism in Eukaryota, Fungi, Basidiomycota, Exobasidiomycetes, Ceraceosorales, Ceraceosoraceae.
CACGAGAGAAUUUUGUGUUCAACGGCAAGCAAUCAAGCGAUGAUCCGACUCUUGCAACGUCAAUCCUGAACAAAGGUCACAAUCACUGCAUCACAAUGAAGAAGCUUGAUUCGCAAACAUGCGAUGGCUUGCCCUACACCUUUUCAACAACGCUCGAUCACUCGUGAGGAUGUAUUUGGUGUCUAACGAUUCUGGUCGCGACCAUCAUUCACGUACAUGAUCGCAGCAGUCAACAGUCUACGAGUCAGGUGUGUCAAGUCAACCUGCCUCGAUGGCUUGUCGCCUGCACACCAACUACACGUCAUUCACCUCCGUCCAUCAAGACCGCGCUCAGCUCCAUGCAAUCCCGCGCUCUGAGCAAUCGAGCUUCGCUCCAGCAUUACAAAUGAAAGUCGAAAUUUCACGUUCGAUCAAAAAAGAGUAUUCGAGAGCUGGCUUGCGCUUUCAAAGCAAUUUUCGCCGCCGUGCAAGCGGGACUCAUCAUGCGAUACUUGAUGGAGCGACGUGACGAGGUGGAUGCCCCCCAGCAGCACUUUUCUCCCAUCUCCGCCAUUCACGUUGCAGACUCGAGACUCGUGACACCUUGCUGCACGGCACCGUCGGGCGAUUUUGUGCCUUGUGAUUGGAACGCAUCGAGGCCGCUUGCAAAAAUGAAGAUUGCGAGCAGUCAGAAAGCAGAGCGCAAUCGCUCGUUGACAACUCGUACAGGCUUGCGUUGCAGCAGUGACUAAGCGGGAUCGUCCGGAAAAGACCCCCCCUUGGCCUGUCACCUCCGCACGUGGGCUGGCUGGCCUUUGCCACUUUCGCAAUAAUCAACCAGGGAAGCGGGCGUCGGUGCUGCUUUUUGGAUUUCCGGCGCUGCACACAAAGUACACCUUGACUAAUUGCACCUGCCGCAGACGCCAAGCUCCAUCAGCUGUGGAAUGGAGCGAGCUGCUUGGCAGCUGAAUUCAAGUGCGUGUAUAGCUACAAGUGCU